AUGUCUUUCAUGGAACCGUUCCGCAUUAAGAUGGUAGAGCCCCUUGCAUUACUCACUAUGGAAGAGCGGAUCAAAAUAUUGGAAGACUGUGGUUGGAAUCCAUUCCAAGUUGAAGGUCGUCACGUCACCUUUGAUUUAGCUACUGAUUCUGGUACCGGCGCCAUGAGUCAAGAUCAGUGGGCAGCGAUGAUGCAGGCAGACGAGGGUUACUUUUCAUCGCGAAGCUUCAAGAAGUUGGAGGACUGCGUGAAAUCGCUAACAGGAUUUCACUUCAUGCUUCCCGCUCACCAGGGAAGGGCGGUGGAGCAUCUGUUACUUUCCAUUCUGUCAAAGCCUGGAAUGACAGUGUUCAGCAACAAUCUUUUUCUUACAACACGUGGAAAUGCUGACCUUGCUGGUUUACAUGUUGUUGAUGUUCCAUGCCAGGGAAGUCCAGAUAGCUCCUUCAAUGGGGACAUUGACUGUGAGAGGCUCAAGGUGGAACUGGAGAAAGUGGGUCCAGAACGUGCAAUGGUUGUGUUGGUCGUCGCCAGUACAAGCCCAGCGGGCCAACCAGUCUCAAUGGCAAAUAUUCAAGACCUGUCCACGAUUUGUCGCAGCUUUGAUGUCCCAUUGAUCAUGGAUGGGUGUCGCUAUGCAGAAAAUGCUUACUUCAUCAAAACACGUGACAAUGAAUACAAGAACAUGCCUUGUAAAGACAUCGCCCUGAAGAUGUUCUCCUAUUUCGAUCAUGUCUAUGUGUCAGCCAAGAAGGAUGGACUGUGUAACACAGGAGGGUUUCUUGCCACAAACAAGGAGGAUGUUUACAACAAAGCAUCAGUCAGGAUGUUUUAUACAGAAGGAUACAAGACCUAUGGUGGACUGACCGGGAGGGAUAUGGAGUCUAUGACGAUUGGCCUACGGGAGGGUAUUGAUGACAAGUUUCUACAGUAUAGAGUUGAAAGCACUCGCAUGUUUGGAGACAUUCUGAAGAAGGCCGGCGUCCAUGUCAUCGACCCAAUAGGAUGUGGAAUAUACAUAAAUGGAGCAAAAUGUCUUCCACAUAUCCCAACUUGCCAGUAUCCCGCCUUUGCUCUUCAUUGUGCCUUGUAUGUCAGUGGUGGCAUCAGAUGUAGCCAGGUGGAUGACAUCUUGAAACUUGACGAGAGCAAUGAACGAGAAAAUCCGAAAUCCCAGCAUAUUCUCCGGAUACAGAUACCAAGACGUGUCUACACUCUCGGCCACAUGCUGCACAUACGGGACAUAUUUAAGGGAAUCAUUGAAAAACGCGAGUCCAUCUCCGGCAUGCGUGUGAUCGACUUUACUUCUUCUGAUUUAAGUGCAGUCCUGGAACCUCUCAACAGGAAACUAUUUUCUGAUUGA
Molecule: messenger RNA, 1362 nt
Organism: Haliotis rubra (blacklip abalone)
Lineage: Eukaryota; Metazoa; Mollusca; Gastropoda; Lepetellida; Haliotidae
Product: tryptophanase-like
Exons: 1
Coding region: 1-1362 (453 amino acids)
Biological process (GO): amino acid metabolic process
Molecular function (GO): lyase activity
Source: RefSeq, a predicted model, not a curated record